Physella acuta is the source of this 837-nucleotide messenger RNA. RefSeq lists its product as uncharacterized. The record is from RefSeq and is a predicted model, not a curated record. Lineage: Eukaryota; Metazoa; Mollusca; Gastropoda; Physidae.
AUGUGUAAUGUGUCCAACCCAAGGUGUGUUUACCUUGACGACGCUAGUCCCAACCACAGCCCUAAAUUUAAGAAAUCGAUACCCAAUGGUUCGAUCAGGGACUCGAACGGGAGUUUUAAAAGUGACACGUCACAUCCGGUCUCUUCUAACGGAAGUGUUAAAGACGGUAAAAGCGCGAAGACAACGGAUAAGGAGAGCUUGAAGAGUAAAAAAUCCGUACGGAAAAAUCCGCUGCAGCUGUUGAAAAAGUUGACCAAGUUUGAUAAACCGAAACAAAAACCAGACUACAGGUCCGAGUUCUCUGCCGUCGUGGUGGACAAGCUACCUCAGGUGUUUGUGGUCAAGUACCUGGGUCACCGUGUGGUGACUGGUGUGUGUGGCCUGCACCACGUGAGGAAACCGGUGGACGAGAUGGUGGCGGCGGUGAGGUCAAAGGUUGACGACAAGGCCAAGGUGGAGCUCCCGCUUCUCUACGUCGUGGUCAGCCCCAAAGGCCUUGACCUUCGCGAGCACAAGAGCAACAAGGUCCAGGGCGCAGCUCCCCUGGGGCUGAUGCCGAUCGACUUCAUCUCCUACGGCGUGCAGGACAUCAAGUACUGGCGUGUCUUCACCUGCAUCGUCGUCCGCGAGCUGUCGUCACGGUCACGCUCUGCCACCUGCCACGCCUUCCUCUGUGACUCCUCCCACAACGGCCGCAAGAUGGCGCUGUCCCUGGGUGCGGCGUUUAACUUGUACUCCAAGCAGCUGAGAGUGGACGGGAAGCCGCAUAACUUCCAGAUAGAGUUGCGUCCCCCUGAUGAGCUGGCUGAUACGCUGAAUGCGGAUUGUGAGGCGUAG